Musa acuminata AAA Group (dessert banana) is the source of this 4424-nucleotide messenger RNA. RefSeq lists its product as uncharacterized. Bases 339 to 4172 code for a protein of 1277 amino acids. The record is from RefSeq and is a predicted model, not a curated record. The transcript has 8 exons. Lineage: Eukaryota; Viridiplantae; Streptophyta; Magnoliopsida; Zingiberales; Musaceae.
GAUAAUCCCGAAACGCCAGUGUUCUAUUCAGAAUAUAUCUCUUCCCUCUCCCAUUUUAAGAUUUCUUCGUCACUCGUUCGCUUUGUUGAUCUCCGGCUGCAUUCUCUCCUCCGCAUCUCCUCGCUCCUCUUCGGAUCCGAAUUGAGGGAGAUAAAGAGGAGAGAGAGAUAGAGGUAGGAGUGUGAGAUCUGGGGAUCUGGCGGAGGGAAGCGGAAUUUUGGAUCUCCGGCGAGGAUUUCUGGUUGUGCAGCAGCAAUCCCAGGCGCAACCACCGGAACGGCCGGUGUUCUGUGAGAUCUUUUUUUUUUUUUUUUUUUUUUGUCUCGAGAGUCUGAGCAAUGACGGCUGAUGCUGGCGAGUAUAGUGUUAGAUCUGGGGUCGAAUUGGAGGGGACGGUGGGUCUGGGUUUAGAGAUUGAGGGCGAUCGGAAGGAGGGUGGGGAUCCAAAUGGCAUUGCGUGCUGGGUUGGUGAGGAGAAGGAUGGGGGUCGUGUUGGGCGGUCGGUGGUGGUGGAGAAUGGAGGUUUCGAUAAUUCACCGCGUAAGGAUCUUGAUUUGGACGUCAAAGUAGAUCCAGAGGCCAUCGGAGAUCAGGAAACGAGCGAAGGGAAUGAAGAGAACGGGGAAUUGAUUGUGGAGAAUGGGGAUGGUUACCAUGAAGGUGUUGAUCAUGUGAUAGAAUUAGCAACGACUGGGGCUUCUGUUUGUAAGGACACCACAACCUUUGACGAUGUGAAAGAGGUAAACGUUGAAGCAGAUUCAAAAGGAACUGUUGCUGAGGAAGGACAUGCUGAGUCAGAGGCUGAUGAACCGAAAGACAAAAUCAAUAUUGAUAUGCUUGGGGAGAAGGAAAGUGAUGCAAAAGGUGGAAUGUGUGAGGAGGAAGUGGAGAUGAGCAAGGAGGAGGUGAAUGUGGAGCUGAGCUCCGAGAAUAAUCAGGAUCACUUGGUGGAUAAUGCUAAACUGGAAAACUUUAGGGACAAAAGUGAGGUUGAACUAGACUCAGCCACCAUUGAGGAAGGAGAAAAACAAGGAGGCGAGACCACAGUUGAGGAGAUGAACCUUGAAGUAGAAUCAGACGCAACUGUUGAAGUUGAAAAGAAGCCGGAGAAUGCAGUUGCAGCGGUUAAUGACCACAUGAGUUCAGGCUCCUCUGAUGAUGAUGACAAAAAGCAAGAACCUGAGAUCGUAGGCAUUGGGACUGACCAACAAGAGGUACCAAAAUCAUCUACUGUAGAAUGUAAUGAUCAAGAAGCAAAGAUUAUGGUCAAUAAUAUCUACCAUCAACUGGGACAGAAAGUAGUUGACAGAAUGGAUAGAAAGCUGGAGAUCGUUGCUGCUACUAGAUAUGAUGAUGGCGAAACAGAUAAGAUUGCACCUACUUUGGCCGAAGUGACAAAGGAGCCACGGUCCAUGCCUUCUACACCAAACAAUCAUGACCAAGUAGAGUCAGUUAUUUCUGAAUCCCAGUUUAUGCGGACCAAAGAUCAAGUAGAAUCAGAAUUAACUACUGAAGUAGAACCCGAGGAGGAGCUCAAGACUGGAGUGACAAAUUUUGUGGACCAAGCUGAACCAACACCAGCUGCAGAAGUUGCAAAAGAACAGAAAUCCAAGACCUCGGUAACAGAGAUUCUGCCAUCUGAAUCAUCUGUUGAGCAAAAGGAAAUGAGGUUGUUGAAUGGAUCCAAUAAUCUUUUGACACAUAAAUGCUUGGAUAAAAAUAGGACAGUCUUAGAUGUCAAUAAAAGAACCACUUUACAAACAGUAGAUGACAGUGAAUCAUCUGAAAGUCAAAAUGCCAAAUAUAUCUCUGACAGUGAUGCUAAGUUAAAUAAGGCUGAAGCAGGCAGUGAACCCAUCAAGAAUUGUAACACUAUUGUCGUUGAACAUUCUAAUGAUUUGCAUCCUACAGAAGGUUCCAGCAGCUUAGAUGUGCCUCAUGUUGUCUACAAGGAAGUAGAAGUUCCUAUUUCUAUGGAAGAGCUGCUAGAUGCCAGUGAUCAAUCCAUUGGUAGUUGUACCCAACCUUGUGUUGAAGCAAGUCCUUCAGAAAUGGAAGGUGGUAAUUUCAGUGCAGUAGAUGUGCCCAGCCCAUUAGAUACCAAUAGUGGCAUGCCAGUAGAAUCAUCGCAACUUGCAAAUGCAGGUGAAAGCAUGUCUGAUUUUGCUAAUACUUGUGCGGACAUACAAGACAAAUUAGGCAAUGAUGUAGCUGGAAGUGACAGUCAUGAAGCUGAAACUGGCUUUAAUGUAGCUGUUGAUCAUGUUGACAAAGUCAAAUCUAACAUUUCUUUGAUCAGUUCUACUGAAGAUGGACUAUGUAUGACUGUGAAUGGCAAUGAAGAAGCUGUGCAAGGGGAAGCUGGAGUUAUUGAAGGGAUUCAAGUCCCAACAAAAGAUCCUAGUGCGUCAAACUUGGGAGGUGAGAAGGUGGACACUCCCUCGGGAAAACCCCAAGCGAUUUACAUAAUUAGGGUACCAAGAUAUGUAGAUGAUCAGCUCUCAUCAAAGAUACAGAUUGCUCAGUCAGAAGUGAAUGAGAAAACACAAAGAAGGGAUUCUAUCAAAGUUGCUAUUGAGAAGCAGAAGGUGACUUGUAAUGAAUUCUGGAAAAGGUUUGAAACUGCAAAAGCAGAAGAGAGAGCUGCAAGAGCUGCCGUUACUGCCAAGCGCCAACAGAUAGAUUCUGUCCAGUUAAUGAUGAACAAGUUGAAAAAUGCUCAUUCAAUUGAGGAACUCCAUGAUAAGAUACAAACCAUGGAGUUCGAGCUUCAGCAUGCAACCAUGCCUUUGAAAGAAGAAAAGCAAUACAUACGUGAGCUUAAACAGUUGAGACAACAGGUAGAUCAACUCACUUCCAGUAUGGGUUCAGAGGCAGAAAUUGAUGAGGUAUUUGAUCAAAAAGAGGUUGAUGAGCGGUUCAAGAGUUUGAAGAAGGAACUAGAACCUCUUAGAACUGAAGUGUCGCGAACUGAAGCAAAUUCUGCUGCCGCCCGGAAGAAGUAUGAUGAACAACAACUUCUUCUGAAAGGUCUUCAACAACAAUUUAAAGAUGCUGAUGCUGUUCGGCAGAAAGCAUAUGGGCAUUGGCGAGAACUCAAAAAUGUGUUAAUCGAAAAGUACAAACAUUUUGGCAUGUACAAGAAUGAUCAGAAAUCUGCAGAAAACUAUAUAUCUUCAAAAGAUUUUGAGGGACUCCAGCUACAUUGUAGCAAACAGGUGGAAAAGGUAAUGAAUCUAUGGAACAAUGAUGAUGAGUUCCGCAUGCAGUAUGUUAGAUCCAACAUGAAUAGCACAUUGAGAAGAUUGAAGACAUCUGAUGGAAGAUCCCUUGGCCCAGAUGAGGAGCCACCUGUUCUUCGAAGCAACCAAGGCAAGGGUCCAAGCUUUCCUCUGCCACUGGCCAACAUCAGUAAUUCUGUUCCACCUGUGGCCUUGGAAGCAAAAAUAGAAGCAUCCAAAGGAGUAGAUUUGUUUCCAACUCUGCAAGCAGCAACAAAGAAUCAGCCUGUUAAACCGAAAAAAACUGCAAAGCCUAUUUCAGACAAGACCAAGGAAACUGUUGUUGCUAAGGUUUUGGAUAGAGAAGUUGAAAAUAAUGAAGUGGAUAGUCGAACAAAGGAGGAAGAGGAGCGCAUAAAGAAGGAAGAAGAAUUGUUGAAGAAGGAAGAGGAAUUAAGAAAGCAAAAGGCUGAGGCUGAGUUCAAAGAACAGUGCCGGUUAGAGCAGAGAGCUAAAGCCAAAGAGGCAGAAGAAAGGAAAAAGAGACAAGCUGAGAAGGCACAUGCCCGAGCAGAAUACCGGGCACAGAAGGAAGCUGAACUAAGAGAGAAGAAGAGAGCAAAGAAGCACAAAAAGAAAGGUGUGACUGGUGAAGACACUACAGUGAGUGGCGCUGAGGAAGACCCUGCUCCCUCUACUGAAACUAGUCCACCUGAGGCUGCUCGGGAAGCUGAUGUCACAGCAACAAAAAACAGACCUUCACGGCCAGUCGUCACGGCAAAGCAGUAUAACAAGAUACAGUCAAUUCCUCUGCCACUUCGUAAGAAGGGUAAGCGAAAGAUGGCUACAUGGAUGUGGGUGCUUCUAACAGUUCUGGUAGUACUCUUACUGUUUCUGGCAGGCAACUACAUCUCCAUUUCCGGUCUCACUUUCCCACAGUCUGCAUUUUGAGCAUAUUCAUAUCACAUGCAUACAUAAACAUAUAUUUAUAAGUUAAAGGUCUAUAGGGGGUAAGAAUGGCUGUCAUUAAUAUAGUGACGACCAUUCUUCUGUGCACUACUUGGCUGGUUAUCCUUCUUUAGAUUGCUUUCACUACUUCUGAUUCAUGGUUGGAGGUCUUCAAUGAUAGUAAUGCAUUUGUUGAUUCAAUGUUGACAAUCAGUAACCUAUUUGAGCUCAUUAUCAUAGGGCAUAUUUAGUAUC